Papaver somniferum (opium poppy) is the source of this 1669-nucleotide messenger RNA. RefSeq names its product cytochrome P450 94A1-like. NCBI's taxonomy places the organism in Eukaryota, Viridiplantae, Streptophyta, Magnoliopsida, Ranunculales, Papaveraceae. The record is from RefSeq and is a predicted model, not a curated record. The transcript has a single exon. Bases 57 to 1574 code for a protein of 505 amino acids. Gene Ontology annotation, molecular function: heme binding; iron ion binding; monooxygenase activity.
AUAUUUAUCAUUUUUCCUACACUUCUCUUGUCUAGUUACAUACUGAUAUUUAGAUCAUGGUAGACCUCGGGUUGUUACUAUCAUGGUUUCCUUAUAUCUUCCUCCUCUUCUUCACCAUCCUCUUCUUUUUCUAUAACAAGUGUUCAUCAUCUUCGACUUCUAUAUUGCCAAAAUCAUACCCGUUAAUAGGUUCUACUUUCGCUCUUCUUGCGAAUAGAGACCGACACAAUCAGUGGGCAACGGAGAUUCUUACUGUAUGCCCAACAAAUACCUACGUGCUUCGAUAUUUCGGUGGCUGUAUGGUUUUCACUGCUUAUCCUGAAAAUGUUAAACAUAUUGUCAAGUCUCACUUCUCUAACUACCCAAAAGGUGGAGUGCUGAAAGACAUCCUCAGUGAUUUCUUUGGCAAGGGGAUAGUCACUGCAGAUGGUGAUAGCUGGAAGUUUCAGAGACAAAUACUAAGUCAUGAAUUCAACCCCAUGUCUCUUCGUAAGUAUGUCGAAGAAGUUGUUAAGGUUGAGAUAUUCGACCGAUUGAUUCCUGUUCUCUUAAUGACAGCUGAAAAGAAUUCUGAGCUUGAUCUUCAAGAUAUCCUCCUACGGUUUGCUUUCGAUAACAUUUGCAAGAUUUCGUUUGGGUAUGAUCCAAGCUAUCUUUCACCAUCACUCGAAAAAAAAGAAUUUGCAGUAGCAUUCGAAGACGCUAACAGGAUAACCGGUGAACGUAUCGGUCAGGCUAUUCCUUUAGCUUGGAAACUUGAGCGAUUUCUCAACAUAGGAUCAGGAAAGAUCCUUAAACAAGCGACCAUAACGAUUCGGGAAUUUUUAAGAAAAAUUAUAAGGCAAAAGAAACUCAAACUGAAGAAGAUAUCUUCUUUAGAGACUAAUGAUGAUCUCUUAUCAAGGAUUAUUAAGGACUAUAAUUUAGAUGAAGAUUUUUUAAUUGAUAUUGCCAUAAAUUUCAUUCUCGGAGGUCAAGAUACCACUUCAGCAGCCUUGACAUGGUUUUUCUGGUUGGUUUCUUCCAAUCCCGGUGUAGAGAAAGAAAUACUAAAGGAGAUAAACCAAAUAGCUGAAGAACCUGGUUAUGACGAUAUCAAAGACAUGGUUUAUAUUCAUGCCUCACUUUGUGAGAGCAUGAGGUUGUACCCGCCAGUACCAGUCGAAAGUAAAGAAGCAGCAAGUGAUGACAUUUUACCUGACGGAACCAUUAUAAAGAAAGGGAUGAUGGUCCUGUAUUCUUCUUAUGCGAUGGGUAGGAUGGCAAAUUUGUGGGGUUCGGAUUGGAAUGAAUUUAAGCCAGAGAGAUGGUUAGAGAGAGAUAACGUUACUGGAAAAUUAAGCUUCGUGGGGAAGGAUUCUUAUACGUACCCUAUAUUUCACGCAGGUCCAAGGAUUUGUUUGGGUAAAGAGAUGGCAUUCUUGCAAAUGAAGAUGAUAGCAGUAGAAGUUUUACGUCGAUUCCUGGUGGUUCCAAUUGCAAACGGGAUAGAUUUCGCACCCGUGUUCGUUUCGCAUGUGAUUUCGCAAAUGAAAGGUGGCUUCCUAGUUAAGAUUAAAAAGAGAACCUCAUAAUACUCUUUGUUCUUUUAUUAUAGCUUGUAUUUUAUUGAUAUAUUACUCUUUAUUCUAAUAUUACAGUUUGCAUUUUAUUGAUGAUUUUUAAAUGA